This is a messenger RNA of Temnothorax curvispinosus, 1727 nucleotides long. RefSeq lists its product as uncharacterized. Bases 560 to 1690 code for a protein of 376 amino acids. Gene Ontology annotation, molecular function: odorant binding; olfactory receptor activity. Gene Ontology annotation, biological process: detection of chemical stimulus involved in sensory perception of smell; sensory perception of smell. Lineage: Eukaryota; Metazoa; Arthropoda; Insecta; Hymenoptera; Formicidae. The transcript has 6 exons. Gene Ontology annotation, cellular component: plasma membrane. The record is from RefSeq and is a predicted model, not a curated record.
AAUGUUCGACCGAACAUAAGAUAAUUGCCGCGACAAUGUAGGGAUUAAUACGACGGACUUAAUAAUCAUUUAUGCUCUUGAUAAACAGAAUAAAAAAAAUACAGGGCUACAUUCAACGAACUGUCGCUCAAUGUAGGUAUAGUGAGCUCUCUAUGUUUCUAUUAUAAUGCAAAACCUCACGAAAUUAUUAUCUUUGUCAGAGACGUGGUUUGACAAAACUUAAUAUUCGAUAUAUCUGCACGUCAAUGAUCACAAGGCAAGCAGAAAUAACAGAGAAAUGGAAUGAAGGGAAAGAACUGCCACCCUUCGCCGUUCGACUGAUCACAAUGUAUCAGUAACAAACAGGGAGGAAUAAAGGGAAUAACAAAUUCCUUGACAUAGAAUUAAGUAUAAUUAUGGAAUACUAAAGAGAAAUUCACUCAUUUUCACUUAUGAAGAGAGCGGCACGCGAGACAGAUAUUAUUGGAAGAGAGAACGCGAACAAUUGAAGUUUUAAUUCUUACACGCUGCGUUUUACCACAACAUUUCACAAUACACGCGAGUACGCGGCACGAACGGAAUGAAUUUCAGAAAUGCGAAUCUUUUCAACAGUCGAGUGAACGUGCUCUCGGGGAAUUUAUUACCGGUAGCAGCCGAUAAUUCGCGAUUUUCAGUGAUCUGUCGCGCUCACAGCGUCGUCGUAUGGUUAAUAGAAUUGGUUCAUACGAUUGCGUUUGUCUUCGGGCUUUUUCUAGCACCGGAAGGGAAGAGUCUGAAGGACGGCACCGUCUGCGCCGUGGUCACUUUGGAGGCGUCUUUUAUGCUUACGCGUCUUUACUCGCGCAAAAAGCUGAUGGAGGAAUUCGUACGGAAGAUGAACGUAAAGCCGUUCCUGAUAUACGGAGUGACCAGCGCGAUAUCCAUCACGAUAUGGACCGUACAGCCGGUUGCAUUGGUUUUCGAGAAGUCUACCUUUUUCUAUGGAGAUUACAAUUUGCCAGCCGCUUUCAGCGCCGAGCCGUUCUCCAGCCGCGUUCUGAUUCCCUCGACCAUUUUUAUGACAAUUGGCAGCGUUUAUCUGUUUCUUAAGAAAUUCGGCGUGGAUGUGUACAUGAUGCACUUGGUACUAAUGUUAACGGCCCAGUAUCGAUACACGGCGGAAAAGCUCAUGAUACUGUUUCGGGAUCUGCAAAACUAUCACGCUGAAUCUCAAAAGGAACCGUAUCGUUCUAGGGAAGAUCGAUGGAUGGAAAGAGAAUUAAAAGAAUUAUGUCAGCACCAAAAUACUGUUUUAAACAUGUCGUUUAUAUUAAAAAAACUUCUGUCAGUAAACUUCAGCUUACUCUAUAUCAACAACGUGUUUCGAUUCUGUUUUAUAGGUAUCUUACUAAGCUCAGUACCAUCAAUGACUUUUGCAGAAGGAAUUUCGGUCGUCUCAUUUACUAUUGGUUCGCUAACACAAUUCUUUUUGUUGUGUUCUUCUAUUCAAACAUUAUCAGACGCAAGUACUGAAAUAACGGAUAAAGCAUUUAAUGAAGGCUGGUAUCAAUUUGGACCACCAAUAAAACGUACAUUUAUAUUAAUGAUAAUGGCUAACAACCUGGAAUGCAGAAUUGCAGCAAUUGGAAAGUUUAACCUGUCACUGCCUUCAUUCAUGACGAUUAUAAAUCAAUCAUAUUCAAUCGCUCUCCUGUUCUUAAGAGCGACAUAAAAAGAACGGUUUUUUUUCACACAUGUUUAAAUUCGGU